Messenger RNA from Ascochyta rabiei, 2880 nucleotides. RefSeq lists its product as uncharacterized. The coding region runs from base 1 to 2880 and encodes 959 amino acids. The transcript has 2 exons. Lineage: Eukaryota; Fungi; Ascomycota; Dothideomycetes; Pleosporales; Didymellaceae. The record is from RefSeq and is a predicted model, not a curated record.
AUGGCCAAGAAGAAGAAGAAGAGCGCGCAGCCCGAGUCGGGCGACGGGGCUGCGACCGCGACGGCGACAGCGACAGGCCAUGGCAGGGCAGGCAGGGCAGGCAGGGCAGACGGGACAGGCAGGGCAGACAGGGCAGACAGGGCAGGCAGCGCGUCGACGUCGGCGUUGAUCAUCUGUCGCAACAAGCACUGGCGCUACAUUUCCUCCUUCCACGGCCCGUGGCUGCAGCUGCCGCCCGAGGUGCUCGAGUCGCUCGCGCACACAAACUUCCUGUCGCCGCGCCCACGGCCCAUGGACGCGGCGGUGCUGUACGACCUGGCCAAGAUCCGCAGGCACGUCGACGAGGCCACCAACCUGGCGGUGCGCGCCGCGACCGGGCUGACCGCGGCCGCGCUGAGCAGCAGCCUGCACGCCAACAGCCUGCUGGGUGGCCCCGCGGCCGCGCUGGGCAUGGCCGCGGGCGUGGGCGUGGGCAUGGGCAUGGCCGCGGGAGGAGGUGCGGGCGCGGGCUACGGCGCAGGCGGGGGGCAGCUGAGUCGCGAGCGGAGGCACCGCAUGCGCGAGCUGGCCACGGCGAAGCUGAGCGCGGCCUACCACCUCGACGAGAUUGCGGCGAGCGUGGCGACGAUGCAGGGCGCGAGCACGCUCGAGGACGUGGCCCAGCUGGUGCUGCAGCGCAACGCCCACCACCCGGACGCCCGCUACGUCCACUUUUUCCACGAGAAGAUCCCCAGCCGCAUGAUGGCCCAGUCCACGCCGCUGGACACGCUCGACGGCCUCAUCGCAGAGCGCCCGACCGACGCCAGCGCCCUGCGAACACGCGCCCUGACCCGCCUCUUCAAGGACGACUACGCCAACGCCGCGAGGGACCUGACCGACGCCCUGGCCCAUCAUCACCAGCAACAGCAACAGCAACACCGACUACAACCACAACCACACCAACAACAACAUCAACACCACCAACAACAACAUCAACACCACCAACACCAACACCAACAACACCACCAUCAACACCACCAACACCACCAACACAGCCGCGACUGGCGCGCCGAGGUCAACAUCCCCGACGACGACCAGCCCAGCUCGCUCGAGACGCAGCUGCUCUUCCACCGCGCCGGCGCCUACUUCACCCUCGCCUGCCGCCACGUCCACGCCGCACUGGACGGCCUGAGAGAGCAGGAAGAGGCCAGAGCCGCGUGCGACGGACCCGUGCCCGAGACCCCCGCCGAGGCAGACGCCCGCCUGUUCCGCGCAGAGAGCCGCAAGCAGGUGCGCCAGAACGCCAAGCGCGCGCUGCGAGACUACCUGGCCUUCCUCUCCCACUUCGACUACACGCCCGGCAUCUCCGCCGAGGCCGCCGACGAGUUCCUGCGGCGUUUCCAUUCCACCAGCCAGGCCAGCGGACGCGCCCAAGCCCUCCUCGACACCGCUCCUCCCGACACCGCUCCUCCCGACACCGCUCCUCCCGACACCGCUCCUCCCGACACCGCUCCUCCCGACACCGCUCCUCCCGACACCGCUCCUCCCGACACCGCUCCUCCCGACACCGCUCCUCCCGACACCGCUCCUCCCGACACCGCUCCUCCCGACACCGCCCCCGUCUCCGAGGCCCUCACGCCCUACCGCAGACCCCCCGCCCACCAUGCCUCCCACCGCUCCACCUGGCCCAAGCUGCCCCCGCCCCCAGUCUUCAAGAUGAGCCAGCUCUUCGACGCCGUGCCUCCGCCCUGCCUGCCCCCUUACCCGCCCACCUCUCCGCCAAACCCAGCCACCCCCGCCUUCGCCGCCCACGAGAGCCUGACCUACCACCCGCUCCUCGCCGACGCCCUGCACUCGCUGCUGCUGUGCCACGCGCUCCUGCAGACCCCGCCCAAAGAGCACCUGCGCCACGCGCACAACGCCGCGCGACUCGCCCGCAUCUGCGACGGCUACCCCAUCUUCCUCGCCGCCCGCAGCCCCGCCCGCAGCGACUGGGUCGAAGUGCUGCGCCGGGCCGGGAACUGGAUCGGCCUGGGGCGCUCGUGGGACAAGCUGUGCCGGCCCCCGCAGCCCGAUGCAAAUCCACACCCCACCCACCCUCCCAAUCCCAGCACCCCCAGCACCGCCGCCGCAGAAACGCGACCAGGAACCGCCGAGUCAAAAGCCCAGCGCCGCGAGCGCCAGAAGCACGAAGCCAUCCUCGACGCCCUGGCCGACGAGCGCGUCGUCGACGAAGCCUCCUUCCAGCGCGCCGUCCGCGCACGCGAACAGCGUUUCCGCGACGACGAAAUCGCUGACUCUCCACCUCCCAGCUCGACAACAUCAACAACAACAACGACAACGACAACGCCAUCGACACCAACACCAACCACCGCGCCCCCACCUUCCGAACCUACAUCACCUUCACCUUCAACAUCAACCUCGACCGCUACUCCCACUCCCACCCCCUUGCCCACCACCACCAACACCACCCCCGCACACCCUCCCCCUCCUCCCCCAACAUCCACCACCCCUUCCCCGCGCGACCACCCCAUCAGCACCCCCCGCGCAGAAGCCAUCCUCCGCUGGCUGCGCGACGCCCCUCCACUGACGGCCGAGAGCCAUUCGGGGACCAAGAAGAGGAGGAAGAAGGCCCGUGCGGUGGGCACGGCGGCGGCACCAGCGCCGACAGCGACCGUGGCAGUGACAGCACGAGGAGAAACGGGAGAGAGGGGAGAAACGGGAGAGAGGGGAGAAACGGGAGAGAGGGGAGAAAAAGGAGAGAGGGGAGAAAAAGGAGAGAGGGGAGAAAAAGGAGAGAGGGGAGAAAGAGGAGAAAAAGGAGAGAGAACAGAGAGGAAGAAAAAGGAUCAUGCUACGGGGUUGCAGGAGGGGGUCGCGGGGUUGUGUGUUGGUGAGUGA